Molecule: messenger RNA, 1591 nt
Organism: Carya illinoinensis
Lineage: Eukaryota; Viridiplantae; Streptophyta; Magnoliopsida; Fagales; Juglandaceae
Product: protein CHUP1, chloroplastic-like
Exons: 5
Coding region: 187-1413 (408 amino acids)
Biological process (GO): chloroplast organization
Cellular component (GO): chloroplast outer membrane
Source: RefSeq, a predicted model, not a curated record
ACUAAUGCCCAGAGUGCCAUUACUAGAAUAUCCAGGGGCAUUUUCUUGAAUAUCAUUCAUGAGUCUUAGGUGACAUGAAGACCUUGCUUCAAAAGCAAGAUCAUUGAGAUAAAAGGGAAAAGAGAGCAGUUGGGUGCGACUCCUGUGCCUGUGCCAUCCUUUUGAGUUAAAGCAGAGCUCGAGAGAAUGCCACAAGUGGAUGAUGAUUCAGAGAUCAACCUUCUUAAGAAAAAACUUGAAGCCUCUCUGGAAAGAGUUGAUUCAUUGGAGAAAGAAAACCAAGAGCUAAAACAGGAAGCAAGCCGUCUAAAAGUGCAAAUAAGCUCCCUCAGAGCAUACAAUAAUGAGAGGAAGACCAUUCUAUGGAAGAAGCUGCAGAGCUCCCUGGAUGGCAGCUACACAGAUGCACCUCAGCACAAACCAUCCACUUUGGUCAAUGUAUCAGAACAAAGUCCAGAAGCAGAAAAAUCAUGUACCAGAACAGAUUUCCCAGAAUCAACUGCAGAAAAACCAAUAAGGAUACCAAUUCCACCCCCAAGGCCAAAUUCAGUCACUCUCUCUUCGCCGAAGGAAGUCAAAGGAAAUAAAGCUCCAUCAGCACCAGCACCACCGCCACCACCACUGCCAUCCAAGCCGCUAGUUGGGUCAAGAGCAGUGCGCCGUGUGCCAGAGGUGAUCGAGUUGUACCGUUCACUAACCAGGAGAGAUCCCCAAAAGGAGAACAGAACCAAUCCUACAGGGUCUCUGCUAGUUGCCUCCACUAAGAACAUGAUUGGAGAAAUCGAAAACCGCUCAAGAUAUCUUUCAGCUAUAAAGUCAGAUGUGGAAAGACGUGGGGAAUUCAUAAAGUUUCUCACUAAAGAGGUAGAGUUUGCAACUUAUAGAGAUAUUUCCGAUGUGGAGGCGUUUGUGAAAUGGCUAGAUGGGGAACUAUCUUCAUUGGUUGAUGAAAGAGCUGUACUGAAGCAUUUCCCACAAUGGCCAGAACGAAAAGCAGAUGCACUAAGGGAAGCAGCUUGCACCUACCGAGAUCUGAAGAGCCUUGAAUCUGAAGUUUCACGUUUUGUGGACAACCCAAAAGAGCCUUUGACCCAGGCUCUAAGAAGAAUACAGACAUUGCAAGACAGGUUGGAGCAAAGUAUUGACAAUAUCGAUCGGAUGAGGGAAAGCACAAUCAAGAGAUAUAGGGAUCUCCAGAUACCUUGGGUGUGGAUGCUGGACACAGGUCUACUUGGUCAGAUGAAACUAAGUUCAUUGAAGCUCGCCACGGAAUACAUGAAAAGGAUAGCUAACGAACUGCAGGCUGAUGAAUGCUCAUGUGAAGAGAAUCUUAAGCUUCAAGGAGUUCGAUAUGCAUAUCGAGUACACCAGGUGGUUUUGAUGCAGAGACCAUACAAGCAUUUGAAAAACUAAAGAAAGCCGGAUUGGAUAGUGAAAAAUGAACGCAUGCGUUGCUAAACACCCCGUACAAGUUAGAAUAUUAUAAUUGUUCAGUGGUAUACUGCAAAUCCACUGGCAAGUGAAAUAUCCUUGCUAGUUUCUUCAUGUAAGUUUUUCAAUGAUUACAUAUAUGGGUAUAUAUUUUAGACAA